Molecule: messenger RNA, 1073 nt
Organism: Desarmillaria tabescens
Lineage: Eukaryota; Fungi; Basidiomycota; Agaricomycetes; Agaricales; Physalacriaceae
Exons: 7
Coding region: 45-830 (261 amino acids)
Source: RefSeq, a predicted model, not a curated record
CGCGUCUUUUUUUGAACAUUCCAUAGCGCGACAACCUCAACAUCAUGCUUUCUGCUCUGCGAGCCCGCCUGGGCGCGAAGCUUCCUGCCUUCUCCCGGUUGGCCGCUUUUACGCGCCAAUCCACUGUAUCUUCGGUCGCUCGACCCAUUAUCUGUACUCAGCGGCUUCCUGCGAAGAAGACCACCGUGACUAAGUCGACCGCUACCAAGACCAAGGCGAAGGCUGGGGCUGCUAAAAAGAAACCCGCCAAAAAGCCUGCAGCUAAGAAGGUUGCGGCCAAAAAGAAGGCAGCCAAGCCCGGGCCUAAACCAAAGAAGAAAGUUGUCAAGCCCAAGGUCGUGAAGUUCAAGAUCACCCCCGACAUGAAACCACCCAAGCGAAGUCUCACUCCUUACAUGACCUUCCACACCCAACGUGUGCACGCAUCGGAAAAGUUGACCAAUCUCGCGGAGGCUCAAGCUGCUGUCAAAUCCUCUGCUGCCGUCUGGAAAACCUUGUCUGAUGCUCAGAAACAGCCCUAUGUCGACUUGGCCGCUGAAGCGAGAAAGGAAUACGAGAAGACUAUGGAAGCACUGGAAUUGAACAAGCGUCGAGUUGCAAAGGGUAAGGCUAAGAUUUCCAAACCCGAUUGGAUGGAGAAGGAGCCCAGUUCCGCCUAUAUGAGAUUCGCUACCGAGUUUAAAGAGGGCAAGGAUAUCCCAUACGUCGAGGCAUUGAAGCAAGCUAAAGUCGCUUGGGCGAAUAUGCCUGAGACCAAGAAGCAGGAACUCAAGGCCGUGGCCCAGAAAGAGAUCUCUGCCUUCAGGGCCAAGCAGCACGCGACCGUCUGAUUCCGGCUUGCGGAUAAGCUGCAAUUGUAUGAAUAGUUUAUUUUCAAUGUAUGCCUCUUUCUUUGUCUUGAUGAGUCGUUUAAUACCAGAGUCUCUCCCUACUCGCCUCGCCCGUAGGUCCUAAGUGAGAUAAGUUCCUACACGAUGUGCUACGUUCGUAGUUGUUGUAUAGUUUUCUUCUGCCACUUCUGAGCCUGCACUGUUGCUUUGACCCAUUGUUGAACUGCCGUGAACUUAUACACC